This is a messenger RNA of Cantharellus anzutake, 433 nucleotides long. RefSeq lists its product as uncharacterized. The transcript has a single exon. The record is from RefSeq and is a predicted model, not a curated record. NCBI's taxonomy places the organism in Eukaryota, Fungi, Basidiomycota, Agaricomycetes, Cantharellales, Hydnaceae. The coding region runs from base 107 to 343 and encodes 78 amino acids.
UUGGAGCUCCAGAUAAGUCCAGUAGUCGCACCGGAUACAAAUUUCCUCAGAAGAGAGAUACAAUGAUGUGGUUCCAUAUGACUCCUGUUGUUGCAACACCAUUUCGAUGUGUUAUUCAUUAAUAUCGAUCGCGCUAUUAUCGCUUCUGAGCUCAUGGUCACUCGCAGCCACAAGUUACACUGCAAACAUAGAGUUCAGCCUAGCAAAGUUCUCGAAAGGGAUUAUUGUUACUAAUUCACGAUCAAUGCGUCAAAACAGAACCAAUUCCGAUUGCAAUUGCUCAAUUGACGGCAGCAGGAACAUAAUUGGGAAUCGGACCCAUAUCUGGAAUCUGUUGCAAUGACAGGCAUCAUGUUCAUGCCCACUCUUCCUGCAUGUCUGUCGUCUCGAUAGAGUUGGAACACCCACCUGGCUGCUUUGAUAAAUCAGACAG